Cataglyphis hispanica is the source of this 2198-nucleotide messenger RNA. RefSeq names its product esterase E4-like. Bases 117 to 1733 code for a protein of 538 amino acids. The transcript has 8 exons. The record is from RefSeq and is a predicted model, not a curated record. Lineage: Eukaryota; Metazoa; Arthropoda; Insecta; Hymenoptera; Formicidae.
AAACAAGUUACAUAACGUGAACUAUCCGAAAUAAAAUCGGCAGUAAUAUACGACCUUGAUAACGCGAUUAAAGAUAACGGAUCUAUAUUACUCAGCAUUAUGCGUGCUGCUUUUGGAUGACAGACAGUACCCAAUAUUCUGCCAUGGAAAGACCAGUGAUAACUGUGCAGCAAGGAAAACUGCAAGGAAUCUUCGAAGAUAAUGUCCUCGGCUCUCGUUAUCUCGCUUUUAAAGGCAUACCUUUUGCUGCUCCGCCAGUGGGCGAGUUGAGAUUUAAGGAUCCCAAACCUCCGGCUUCCUGGGAAGGUAUCCGAGAUGCUUCCAAAAAUGCUGAUGUUUCUAUACAAUUGCAAACAUUGCCCUUUUCUUCUAUAAUCGGCAGCGAAGAUUGUCUUUAUCUUAAUGUUUAUAUUCCACACAACAUCUACCGGACGACGCGAAAUCCAGUUAUGGUUUUUAUUCAUGGUGGAGCUUUUCUUGUUGGCAAUGGCAAUGAUAUUAACAAACGACCUGAUUAUCUUAUGGCAAAAGACGUCAUUCUAGUGUCCAUAAAUUACAGACUUGGUGCUUUAGGUUUCUUAAAUAUUGGUCAUGAAGAAGUAAGCGGAAAUCAAGGCUUGAAAGAUCAAGUUGCUGCAUUGAAAUGGAUUAAGGAAAAUAUCGAGAUUUUUGGCGGAGAUCCGAACAACAUCACUAUUUUUGGCGUUAGUGCAGGCGGUUUAUCCUCACAUUUGUUGAUGAUGUCGCCGUUAUCUAAAGGUCUGUUUCACAAGGCUAUUCUUCAGAGUGGUAUGGCUAAAUGUUUUUGGGCGAUAGCAGAGAAUGCAGAAGAUAAAGCUUUUAAGCUCGCGUCAAUACUUGGUAAUGAUUCUAAGAACCCCAGCGAAGUGAUUAAGUUUCUUCAAACGAUACCUGCAAAUAACAUUAUCAAAGCUCAGUACGAAGUUUUCACUCCGCAGGAAGCACGCAUUGCUAAUAUACCUUUUGGACCUUCAAUCGAUGAGAAAUCAACGAAACCUUUUCUGCCAUACCCUCUUUCUCAGUUAUUCGAUAAUGAAAUUGAUAUACCAGUCAUCGUUGGUUGUACUUCUCAUGAAUACAUAAUGUUUGUUAAAGAUACCACCCAAGAGACUUUAGAUACGACAUAUGCGGAUUUAGAAGUUUACGUAAAAAAAUUUACAAACUUGGAAGACUCGAAAAAGAUAGCGCGAUUAACGGAGAAAGUCAAAGAGCAUUAUUUUCAUAAUAAGCCACCUACUAAAGAGAAUAUUCCAUCUUUUAUUCGAUGCUUAAGUGAUAUUGCUUUUUCUAUUCCUGUUAAGAGUUAUGUGAAUGAUCAAAGGAAAAAGAAACGGGCACCAAUUUACUAUUAUAAUUUUUCCUACGUCGGUAAUGAAAUGAAUAACACGAAAUAUAUCUUGAACGAAAUGCCUAUGAUUGGAGCUUCUCAUACUGACGAUAUGGCAUAUCUUUUUUAUCAGCCAAUUUAUAAAGCCAAUGAUCUUGAGCCGCCGGCGAUUGGUACAAAAGAUCGGGAUGUAUUAGAAAUUCUUACGACAAUGUGGACCAAUUUUGCAAAGACAGGAAAUCCUACACCUGCUGUUGAUGAGUAUGUAACUACUAUUUGGCCACCGGCAACAGCUGAUAGCUUUAAUUUAUUGGACAUCGGAGAUACUCUUCAACUUUUAACAAUUACUGAUCAUAGCAUAUUCGAAGAUUCAGAAGAUUUAUAAAAGUUGUAUAAACACUAGUAAGGUGAAUGAGAUUUUAAUAGUUAUAGAUUUUUCACAAUGUUAUAAUUAAUUUAAUAUAUUUCAUAUAUAAUAAUAAAUAUCUUUGUGCAUGUGUGUAUAGGUGUAUUUAUUAAUUUAAUUCGAAUACAUAGAUAUAUCCUUUAUUUUUCUAUGUAAAUAACUUAUAAUAAUACAAUAACAGACAUCGUCCGUCUCAUCUUUGCAAUACAACUGCAGGGAUAUGUUUGCAAAAGUAAUUAUUUUUGAUUUAACAAGGUGCAUUUAUACUUCCACAGCAUGAAAAUAAUAUAUAUAUUAUACUUUACUGGGAGACAUUGUUGUAAUUCAAUUAUGUACAUAUGUAUUUCUUAAAAAUGUUUUAUAUAUAUACUAUAAGGUAUGCAAUAUUUAACAAAAGUAUCGAUUGUGUGCACAUAAAUAUAUAUCUAUACAUGGCACUGAUAA